This is a messenger RNA of Lodderomyces pseudojiufengensis, 1935 nucleotides long. It is a transcript of the gene NOG1, whose product is annotated as putative GTPase. The transcript has a single exon. Gene Ontology annotation, biological process: ribosomal large subunit biogenesis. Lineage: Eukaryota; Fungi; Ascomycota; Pichiomycetes; Serinales; Debaryomycetaceae. The record is from RefSeq and is a predicted model, not a curated record. The coding region runs from base 1 to 1935 and encodes 644 amino acids. Gene Ontology annotation, cellular component: nucleolus. Gene Ontology annotation, molecular function: GTP binding; GTPase activity; RNA binding.
AUGCAAUUAUCUUGGAAGGAUAUACCUCCUGUUCCAACAUCAAAUGAGAUGUUGGAUAUAAUAUUAAAUAGAACUCAAAGAAAAACACCAACAGUUAUAAGACCUGGUUUCAAAAUAACUCGUAUCAGAGCUUUUUAUAUGAGAAAAGUUAAAUUUACAGCUGAAGGAUUUGUUGAAAAAUUUAAUGAUUUAUUAAGUGGAUUUCCAAAUAUUAAUGAUGUUCAUCCUUUUCAUCGUGAUUUAAUGGAUACAUUAUAUGAAAAAAAUCAUUAUAAAGUUUCAUUAGCUGCUGUAUCAAAAGCUAAAACAUUAAUUGAACAAGUUAGUAGAGAUUAUAAUAGAUUAUUAAAAUUUGGUCAAUCAUUAUAUCAAUGUAAACAAUUAAAAAGAGCUGCUUUAGGUCGUAUGGCUACUAUAACAAAAAAAUUAAAAGAUCCUUUUAUUUAUUUAGAACAAGUUAGACAACAUUUAGGUAGAUUACCAUCUAUUGAUCCAAAUACUAGAACUUUAUUAAUUUGUGGAUAUCCAAAUGUUGGUAAAUCAUCAUUUUUAAGAUGUAUUACAAAAGCUGAUGUUGAAGUUCAACCUUAUGCUUUUACAACUAAAUCGUUAUAUGUUGGACAUUUUGAUUAUAAAUAUCUUAGAUUUCAAGCUAUAGAUACUCCAGGUAUAUUAGAUAGACCAACUGAAGAAAUGAAUAAUAUAGAGAUGCAAAGUAUAUAUGCUAUAGCACAUUUAAGAUCAUGUGUAUUAUAUUUUAUGGAUUUAUCUGAACAAUGUGGAUUUUCAAUUGAAGCACAAGUUAAAUUAUUUCAUUCAAUAAAACCAUUAUUUGCAAAUAAAUCAGUAAUGAUUGUAAUGAAUAAAUCAGAUAUUAUAAAAAUUGAAGAUUUAGAUCAAGAAAAACAAGAUCUUUUAGAUACUUUAAAAGUAGUUCUAGGAGUUGAAAUAAUGCAAACUUCAUGUUAUGAAGAAGAAAAUGUUAUGCAAGUACGUAAUCAUGCUUGUGAAAAAUUAUUAACUGCAAGAAUUGAACAAAAAUUAAAAGGAACAGCAAGAAUUAAUAAUGUAUUAAAUAAAAUUCAUGUUGCGAAACCUCAACAAAGAGAUGAUGUUGAAAGAUUACCAUAUAUUCCUGAAGGUAUUAAAGAUUUAAGUAAAUAUGAUAUAAAUGAUCCAGAUAGAAGAAAAUUAGCAAAAGAUUAUGAAUUUGAAAAUGGUGGAGCUGGUGUUUUCAAUAUAAAUUUAAAAGAUAAAUAUAUAUUAGAUGAAGAAGAAUGGAAACAAGAUACAAUGCCAGAAUUUUUAGAUGGUAAAAAUGUUUAUGAUUAUUUAGAUCCAGAUAUUUCUGCAAAAUUACAAGCAUUAGAAGAAGAAGAAGAAAGAUUAGAACAAGAAGGAUUUUAUGAUUCAGAUGAAGAAGAAGAUGAAAAUAUGGAUAAUGAAGAAUUACAAGAUAUAAGAGAUAAAGCUCAAUGGAUAAGGAAUAAACAAAAAACAAUGAUAAUAGAAGGUAGAAAUAGAAAAUCUUUAAAAAAUAAAGCUAUAAUGCCAAGAGAUCAAAUCAAAAAAUCUUUUGGAGAAUUUGAAGAACAUAUGUAUAAUAUAGGUCAUGAUACUGAUAAAUUAAAAAUUGGUAAAAAAAGGAAACAUGAAGAUUCAAGUAUAUCAGGUGUUGAUAUAUUAAAACAAAAUCAAGGUAUAAAAUCAAGAAAAUUAGCUAAAAAGAAACAAGCUGUAAAUCAAACAGAUAGAUUAAAUGAUGGUGUUAAUGAUGGUGCAUUAAGAUCUCAAGCAGAAAGAUUAGCUAAAAUACAAAGAAGAGAAAGAAAUAGAAUGGCAAGACAAGGUGAAGGUGAUAGACAUUCUACUGCUGCUUUACCAAAACAUUUAUUUAGUGGUAAAAGAGGUAUUGGAUCAAGUGAUCGUCGUUAA